UGCUGACUCAAGACGACUGUCAUGCCGAUAAGGGACCCCACAACACGACUGUACUUGUGCACGGAUAAUACAGGCCGCUGUUCAGUAUUAUUCAGGUCAAGUGCGUUGUUGUCAUCUGAAGGGUCAUAUGCCGUCGCCAUGAUAUUUUCCUGUGAGCCUCGUCCAUUGGUCGUAGCUAGAUUCAUUCGGUGAAAAGACCAAUUUGUUUGCUGAAUGAUAUGAACACAUUGAUUGUGUGAAAACAUAAUGCUGAAACAUCCAAAAUAGUGGCCAUGGUAAGAGAGGAGACCAGGACCUGCAACUCAGGCACAUUUUACUGAAGCUCAAAUUUUAUAUCGGCGUUUGCACUAUUAUAUCAGAGUGUAUGGUUUAAGGUGUCUCCUUGACCCGAUCGUCUGAUCAGCCCACACAAACUUGAAACACCUACCAUUCGCUUACAUGAACGUUCGGUGUCUAUGGUAUUCUGAGCCACAUAGCGCAGAUCUAGAUUCUAUGGUUAAGUGCAAUUGUAUUCCAAUUCAAGAAAAUAAUGAGACGAAAAUACUAUUUACUUGGGACUUUUGUAAUUAUCAUGAUUAUCAUUGCUUUCAUGAAACGUAAACCCACAGAUAGACGGGAAUGGGACCCGCAUUAUCUAAUUAGUAAACCCCGUAAAGGAGGGGGACCGUAUGUGAGACAUUUUCAUGGAAACAUUAGACGCGGUGCAGUACCCCAAGUAUCAAUACUUCUGUGGACGCCAUGGUUCAAGGAUGUCAAUUGGGCGGCGAAUUUCUCAACAAUAUUCGAUAUGUGUGAUUAUAAAUGUCAUUUGACCAAGGACAAAACACGUCUGCGGGAAAGUCAAGCAGUUUUGUUUCAUGCUCAAGACUUGGACAUUCUGCCCCUGCAUCGCCUAUCAAACCAAGUGUGGAUAUUUCAUACUAGAGAAGCUCCGCCGAAUGCAGCAGACAAUUUUGACAAAUAUGCCAAUAUUUUUAACUGGACCAGUACAUAUAGACGUGACAGUGAAGUGUAUUCCUCAUACGGUGGAACAUUUAGAAGAGAAUUUCCUAAUCGUGGUGUGAAAAACUUCGCAAGCACAAAAAGCCUCGGUGUGGCAUGGGUAGCGAGCAAUUGUAAUGACCAGGCGAAACGGGCAAACCUUGUGAGGGAACUGAGGAAAUUCAUUCAUGUUGACACCUUUGGAGACUGUGGUGAAAUGAAUCUCAAAGCAGACAAAACGGACCAAGUAUUGAAACACUAUAAGUUUUAUCUGGCCUUUGAGAAUAGCUACUGUCGCGACUAUAUCACAGAAAAAUUCUGGUCGUCCCUGCAUAGACACCAGAUACCUAUAGUAUCGGGAGGGGGUGAUUACACUCGCGUUGCCCCACCACACUCCUUUAUCAACGUUCUAGAGUACCAAAGUACAGAGGAACUGGCAGAAUACAUCAAAUAUCUAGAUCAAAACGACCAAGCUUAUAAUGAAUAUCUUGAGUGGACAGGAGAAUAUUAUGUAAAGAAACUAAAUCUGGACUCAGUGCUGUGUGAUAUUUGUACAUCACUCCAUAUUGAUAUGAGGACUUCUCAGGUAUAUACUAACCUACAAGGUUAUAUGGAAGAUGACAUCUGCGGUAGAUAGUCCUACCUUUGAUAUCAUUUGCGCGCCAACGAAAUGAUUACAUUGAGAUAUGAACAACUGAAUAGCUAUAUAUUGAUUCAUGUAUUAUUCACAAACCAGCUUUCUGGAAUAAACCUGAUUAGUUUGUCAAUCCACGAUA
Molecule: messenger RNA, 1757 nt
Organism: Haliotis rufescens (red abalone)
Lineage: Eukaryota; Metazoa; Mollusca; Gastropoda; Lepetellida; Haliotidae
Product: alpha-(1,3)-fucosyltransferase C-like
Exons: 2
Coding region: 530-1618 (362 amino acids)
Cellular component (GO): membrane
Molecular function (GO): alpha-(1->3)-fucosyltransferase activity
Source: RefSeq, a predicted model, not a curated record